Colletotrichum orchidophilum is the source of this 1269-nucleotide messenger RNA. Its product is annotated as cytochrome P450 3A17. The record is from RefSeq and is a predicted model, not a curated record. Lineage: Eukaryota; Fungi; Ascomycota; Sordariomycetes; Glomerellales; Glomerellaceae. Gene Ontology annotation, molecular function: heme binding; oxidoreductase activity, acting on paired donors, with incorporation or reduction of molecular oxygen; iron ion binding. The coding region runs from base 1 to 1269 and encodes 422 amino acids. The transcript has 3 exons.
AUGGAGAUCACACUUCUGAAUUGCGAAGCUGAAUUUGAUCGGAAAGCCAUGAUUAUGGCGUUACUUGGAGCUGCGGUGGUUCUCGCGCUUUGCAACAAGCUUCUCCUCCAGGGUCUCAAUUCCCCUCUCAAACACAUCCCAGGGCCUUGGCACACGCGAUUCACGAGACUGGGAUUGAAGCUAAGUCGCUUAGGUGGACGUCGCAUGACGUACGUACAUGAACUCCAUGAAAAGUACGGAAGUAUCGUGAGAGUCGCACCGAAUGAAGUAUCAUGCAUCGACAUUCAAUCAGUUGCUCAAGUCUACAAAGUAAGCGGCGGGUUCGAAAAGGCACAGUGGGUUGGCGACUACACUAAGAAGCUUCCCGCGCUAUCCCUGUCUAUGAUUCUGGACCGCGACGAGGCAAAGGAACGAAGAAGACUUCUGCAAGGCUCUUUCACCCUCUCAUCCCUAAGAUGGCAUUGGGAGUCGGCUGUCAGGAGCAAGAUUGACAUCGCAGUCCAGAAGAUCAAGACCGAGGCUUUGGCAGGCGCAUCAAAUUCUCACAAAUGGUGGACGUUUAUGGCGGCUGAUAUCAUCAGCCAGCUUUCAUUCGGACAAUCAUUAGGGUUGCUAGAGACUGGAAAGAGUACGAUGUACAUGCGAGCUAUCGAGAAUGCUCUGAUAGCGGAUGUCAUUCAGUGCGAGGUACCUUUACUCGCCUAUCUGUCUCAGCUCAUACCCCGAUCACUACUCCAGACCUUCUCCCGGCAGCUUGAACAAGUCAGAGUUGGCGGUGCGGACAGAGUAGAGGGUCUGAAACAGCGAGAAGCCUCGACAACUCCGAGUAUAUUCAAGGAGAUGCUUGCAGAGUGCGAGAAAGAAGGCCGUUCCUGGCUGACCAAAGAUGCCGUCGGGAUGGAAGGCGCAGGUAUGAUGGUUGCCGGAACAGACACAACCGCUGCUGUUUUGACGUACUUGAUCUGGUCGGUGUUGAGUCAACGAGACUUGCAAGAACGGCUGGAGGAAGAGAUUGCGCAACUUGGAGACGAUUUCAUCGACAGACAGCUUGAGACAUGUCCCCUUCUGAGUGCUGUCAUAGAGGAGACUUUGCGCCUGUAUCCCGCCGUUCCAUCGUCUCUGCCUCGGAUCAUCCCAGAAGGGGGCAUUACUCUAUCAUCGUACUUUGUACCUGAAAAGACUCUCGUUUACAGCCCGGCGUACAGUCUUCAGCGCAACCGAAAUGUAUUCCCGGGUCCUCAUCGGUUAGUUGCCUUUCCAUCCAUCUGA